AACAGGCGAAGGGAGAGAUUUGAAAACGAAGAGACGAGCGAAAGAAACAUCUGCUGGCUUUUUUCUCGUUUUUUUGUUCACACUUAUCGAUAUGUCUGUGAGGCAUAUAGAUUACCUUAAGAUCAAGCCAUCACGUAUAUUGGUUGUAGAAAUCCGGCCAGUGAGGUGUUUCAUCGACACCCCAACAGGACCAUCUCGCACAGCAAAGUGGAUGACUUACAAGCACUGGAAAGAGCUGCGUUUAAUGCUGAAUGAGAUUGCUGAUCAGUAUGAGGAGCAGAGGGCCCUCCAGAAGACCACUGAAGACAUAGAAUGUAAUAAAGGCAAAACGAAAGAAGGCUCAUCAAUAAAGAUAGGGUACAUGUUCACCACAUAUCGAAAGUGUUCUUGCGUAUAUUUGACACCUAGAGAUUCAAACACUUGGUCUGAUGAUGAGGAGGAGGAUGAUGGUGAAUUACGAGACAGAGGUGGAAGAUACCAACACUUUUUACCUUGUGGUGAGAUGUUGGUAGUGAGUGUUGCUCUCCAAGAGAAUCAGCCUCUCAGUCAGUCCAAGGAGAGCCAAGAUGUGGAUGCAGACUUGCAGUGCUUGAGUGGAUCCCAGCUAGAGGGAAGGACGUCUUUCAUGAGCCCAGCACGAACAGAUCGCCAGCUCCUGAGAGCCUUGGAUAGCUCGAUAGUCUUUACCAAUACCAUCUCCGACUAUUUUGAAAGCAGCCAGAAAAAAAACGUUUCACAAGUUUUGUCCGUGCAGUCUGAAAGCACUUCAGAAGAUGCUCUUAAAGACAAGCAGUCAGUGUUAAAAAAUAUGGCUUGCAAAUCAAGAAUGAAACAUGGCAAGAGGAAAAUUGGAGGCUCAUCUAGCAGCAUUCAAUCCAGUUCAGAAAAUGAAUUUCCAAACAAGAGGCAAGUCACCAAAUCGAUUUUUGAUACAGAUAGCAGUUUUCCUUAUGACACAUCUCCACUAAGAGAUGAUACUGCAAACUUAGACUCUAUAUUUACUGAAGAAUUUGCCCAAUAUAUCCCUGCUGUGGAGGAAAAUUCUGAUGAUAUCUUCAACAUAACCAAGGAAUUUGAGCAUUCUUUACACACAAAUAACAGUACUGUGUAUUCAGGUAGCAACUUCUUACAUAAAAGUCAGGAUAAAUCACAAGUCCCAAACCUAAAGUCAUCUGUGUUUGUACAGAAUGAUCAUGGUAUUAAAGUAUCAACAGACAAAGCCAAAUCACCCUGUGAGAAUGUAAAUGAUGAUCAUACUAAAUCAACUCUUACAAAAGAUAUUUCAUGUACUGGAGAUGAAAAGGAACAUUAUAGUCUUCAGUCUCCAGCUGGAAACAAUAUACAAACUUCAACUAACAAGUCUUGCAGCCCAGUCCUUAAACGGCGAUUAAAGAAUCACACAUUAUCGUAUUUUUUGCAGGUAACUACAGAUCUAAGUGAAAGCAAGCACAACAAUCUUUGCUUAAAAAGAAGUGUGGCCACAGAGAAAAGAAAAGACACCUCUCCUAGUUACAUGGACAAAUGUGACACUUCAGAUUUGUUUUCACCUGACAGUAUCUUCACCCAAGAUGUUUCCUGUAAAAGUGCAGAAGAUUUUCAAAAACCAGAGCAUAGAAAAAGGGACAGGAGGGCAAGAAAAUUAAAAGGACCAGAAACAGUGACAGCAAAAAUGAAAUUGAAGGUACUGUUUGGUGAUAGUGAAAUGCCACAUAGUGAAGCAGAGGACCAUAAUGAGAAAAAAGACUCACCAGAAUCCAAAUGCAGUGUAAAUAAAGAAAGCAUAACAAAGUCUCUGAAACUAGGGGCUGUGGCAAAACAUCACAGUACUGAUGAUACCAGCACAUAUCGAAGAAGUAAUAGGAUUAAACAGUACAAAGAAAAAGUUGCCUUGAUAGAAAAGAACAAAUGCUAUGAUGAAACUACCUUAGACUUAAAUACAUCUGAAUCCACUGGUACUGAAGGUAAGAGCCAGUCUUCUCAGGGAGCAGAUUCUGCACACUCAAAGCCAGAUAAUGCCAUCCUUAACAUUAGCGAUGUGCUGAUUUCAAGCAGGAAAGUUAGAAAAAUAUGUUCCUCUGCCAAGACUAUAAAGGCAAUUGCAGAGUUGGACAGGAUAAGAAAAGACAUGGAGAAGUUAGAUGAACUUCGUAAUGAUGAUGACCUCAUGGGCUCAUCUCAAAAGUCUUGUAAAGAUUUUGUAACAAAUAAACCAAAGAGAGGUAGGCCUGUGUGCAAAAAAACAGUUAAUAUUCUAGCUAAUCAGUCAAAACUAGAUGGCUGGAUUACUCCAAAAGAAAAUAGGAACAAAGAUGAUAAAGAAAGUGAAGAAGUAUCUUCAAAAUUUAAAAGUAAGAAAAGUGAAGCAACUUUAGAAAUUAAAAACACAAGGAAAAGAGAAGAUAGAACUUCUAAAAUGAUAAAAAGUACAAAAAGUGAAGUUAUUUCAAAAACAAAGAAUACAAAGAAAAGUAAGGAAAUAACUCGAGAAAACUCAAUUCAGAAAAGUAUGAGUGUGAAGAGACAUAGAACAGACACUUCACUGGUGAAAGAUAGUAAAAUAAUAAAAAAAACAUUGUUUGAACUAUUUAGAAGUAGAGAUAUUGCAAGUGAUGAUUCAGUUUCUUGGAAAGGCAGUAAGGUAAAAGAUAAUCAGACAAGUUCCUCAAGUGAUUAUGGUCACAGAAGAGAAAAAAUGGGAAACACAGAUAAUAUUAGUAGCUAUAUGGAAUUAAGUGACGGUAGUUUAGAUACUGACAAUAUACUCCCAAGUACACCAAAUCUAGAAAUGCCUUUAGGUGAUUCCUUCAGACUGGAGGUAGAAAAUCCUUGUGAUAAUUGUUCCUUGCCUGAUUUAGACCUUAACAGUGAGUGUCAGUCUGAAAGUGGUGAUGACGCUCGUGAAGCCCAGGACAACCACCAAAGCCAAGAUCCGACAAAAAGCCAUGACCAAAGCCUUUUUGCAGAUGAUGACAAUAGUGAGGACUUAAAUCUGAGAUACGAUAGUUGUUCACCAAACAGCCCCCAUGAAUCUUGCAGUAAAGGUAACUUUCUUCAUCUGUGUUUUAACCCAUUGGUGUUGAGUAUAUGUACUGUUCACUGUAGUCCUGUUUGUUACUGUUCAUGGAUAUUGGAUGGUAUCAGCCCUCAUGGAAAAUUUAUAGGUGUUUGGGUGGAGAUUUUUAGAGAAGGUGGAAGAGAGUUCAGAAAUAUGUCUGAUGAACUUAUAUAUGGGCCUUUCUCAGAAGAACAAAUAUUGCAUGCAAUUGAAUGCCUGGAGAGAGAAUUUUCUAAAAUUGUUGCAAAGGCUUGUGGGAAGCACAAGGUAAACCAGUACCUUUGGAGAGUACUUGCCCCAACAUUUUUUAUCAAAAUUGUAAUGGAAAAUGAAAAGCUCUCCAGUUCUGAGGCAGAAGAAACACUAGCUGAGAUUUCAUUAAACAAAACUAUAAACAGUUUAGUUCCGUGUAUUAUAUAGUUUUAUGUAAUCCCUUGUAAUUACAGGUAAUUGUAUUCUAUAACAUUUUAUGUAUACUUUGUAUAUGUGUAUCUAACUGGAUAGUGUGUACAGUGUGAGUUUUCAUUCUUAAAACUCAUAGAUUGCUUUAGUUUUAUAUAAACUUUUGGUGAUGUUUUAAAGCUUUUUUUUCAUUCAUUGUAGGUUAUUUUUACAAGUUUUUUUCUAAUACUGAUGAUUUCAGUGGAGCCUCUUAUCAUAUUGAAUGUAUUAUAAACCUAGUGGUUUCUGUGUAUAUUAUACAAAAGUACCCAUUCCCCUAUUUCUCAAGAACAGGUUUAUUAAAAAUGAACAAGUGA
Penaeus monodon (black tiger shrimp) is the source of this 3813-nucleotide messenger RNA. RefSeq lists its product as uncharacterized. The coding region runs from base 92 to 3475 and encodes 1127 amino acids. The record is from RefSeq and is a predicted model, not a curated record. The transcript has 10 exons. NCBI's taxonomy places the organism in Eukaryota, Metazoa, Arthropoda, Malacostraca, Decapoda, Penaeidae.